This is a messenger RNA of Colletotrichum higginsianum IMI 349063, 372 nucleotides long. RefSeq lists its product as uncharacterized. NCBI's taxonomy places the organism in Eukaryota, Fungi, Ascomycota, Sordariomycetes, Glomerellales, Glomerellaceae. The coding region runs from base 1 to 372 and encodes 123 amino acids. The transcript is spliced from 2 exons. The record is from RefSeq and is a predicted model, not a curated record.
AUGACAGAAGUAGCCACCCCUAAGGCCAAGCAGCCCGCCGACUCUGAUACUGGUUGCUACGCCGAUGCCAAAGGGGAUGGUAACAAGGACUUGGUCUGCAGUCAUGAGAACGCUCUGCGACGCCAAAGACAACGGCCCCAGACGACCAGCCACAAGGGCGACAAUCUCGAAUGCCCAGAACUCUGUGCCCAAAUGGACAAAUCCGAAGCAGGCAAGACGGGCAAAGGCUGGCAGUUUCUCAAGACAACGCCUGUUCCAACCGCUCCAGCACUCGUAUCCCUUCACGAAGCGUGUGUAACUGAGAAGGCCAAAAAAGGACAGCCAAAAGCCGAUGUCAGUUGCUACAGGAGCUCCCAUCACACCAAAGUCUGA